AUGGAUACAAUUCUCUUCUUUAGCCUGAUUUUUGCAGCCUCUGAUGCCAAUCAGAAAGAACUCAAAGGCAGUAACUGUCAAGUACAGCAGCUUCCUGGACUAUUCCCAACGGGCAUGAGAAGCAUCAAAGUGCUGCUGAUGCAAGAAGCACAGGAAGAUGCCAAAAAGGAAGCACCAGGCCAAAACCAGACAGUGGCCUCCCUGCAGUGCCUUGGCUCAGGGGGCAAAGUGACAAUCAAUCUCCAGGAUUCAGAGGGAAGGUCAAAGGCCAGGUAUACCUUGAAAAGCCUGAGUGUCAUCAGUGCUCCACUCCAGGACAACCUCACGGGGCCACGCUGCUAUUUAUCUACAGCCCCCAAAUUGUGGUUCCAGGCCGGACGCCAUCUUACCGUCCAAGUGUUAUUACCCAGUAUCUCCAACUGUAAGUUCUACCCUGUGGUUGAGGCCUCAUCGGAGAGACUGUCACCAACCACCACCAUCACUACCACUGCAGAGGACAGUGAAGAGGAGAAGGCACCUAUUACUGACACAGAUGAGGACCUUCUUCUGAGGAAGAAAUGGAGCGUUGUGGUCAAAAGCCUCAUUGCUGUCAUCCUGCUGAGCAGUGGACUAGCCAUAACCGUGUUUGUCAUUUUUGAAGUCCCCUGCCCGGUUGGACCCAGAAGGACAGAAGCUCCCAACUUAUCUUCUCCCAAAAAGCCGUCUGAGAUCAUCAUUAUUCACCAGACAUACUUCUGAAAAACUCUUUUUCUAGGCACAAACAGAUGACUGUUCCAUUCUGCCUUCUACACUGAACAUUAGUGGUCAAAAUCAUGUUCUAUAUUCCUAUUCUGUUUUCUCCCCAUCAUUCA
Molecule: messenger RNA, 851 nt
Organism: Vombatus ursinus (common wombat)
Lineage: Eukaryota; Metazoa; Chordata; Mammalia; Diprotodontia; Vombatidae
Gene: CUNH17orf78
Product: chromosome unknown C17orf78 homolog
Exons: 6
Coding region: 1-738 (245 amino acids)
Source: RefSeq, a predicted model, not a curated record